Lycium ferocissimum is the source of this 1464-nucleotide messenger RNA. RefSeq names its product syntaxin-121-like. Gene Ontology annotation, biological process: intracellular protein transport; exocytosis; vesicle fusion. The record is from RefSeq and is a predicted model, not a curated record. Bases 237 to 1148 code for a protein of 303 amino acids. Lineage: Eukaryota; Viridiplantae; Streptophyta; Magnoliopsida; Solanales; Solanaceae. The transcript is spliced from 2 exons. Gene Ontology annotation, molecular function: SNARE binding; SNAP receptor activity. Gene Ontology annotation, cellular component: plasma membrane; SNARE complex; endomembrane system.
UUUCCUCUGACUUGUCACCAUAGUUGUUGAAGCAGACGACCCGUUUGACAAGUUCUCUCCAGCCUGCCAUUCCAGAACUAGUUAAUUCCAACCUACCCCCCAACCCCAUCCCCCACCCCUUUCCGAGAAAAACCCAAUUCAUUUAUUCCUUCAUAACUAGCCAGAUCAAUCAAAAUUUUAACCAAAUCUUGAGCAUUUUUUUCUCUAUUUUUCCUCAAGAAUUUAUCUAGUUCAAGAUGAAUGAUCUAUUCUCAGGAUCUUUCUCCCGUUUCAGAAAUGAAGAUCAGUCACCAAAUCAAGAAUCCCCUGGUAUACAAAUGAAACAAACAGGUGGUCAUGUCAAUCUUGACAAAUUCUUUGAAGAUGUAGAAGCCAUUAAAGAUGAGCUUAAAGAUCUUGAAAACCUUCACUCCCAACUCCACAAUUCACAUGAACAAAGCAAGACUUUACACAAUGCUAAAACUGUUAAAGAUCUCAGAACCAAAAUGGAUAACGAUGUUUCCAUAGCUUUGAAGAAAGCCAAGUUCAUCAAAGUGAGAUUAGAGGCAUUAGAUAGAUCUAAUGCUGCUAAUAGAAGUGUACCUGGUUGUGGACCUGGAAGUUCAUCUGAUAGAACAAGAACUUCUGUUGUGAAUGGAUUGAGGAAAAAACUUCAAGAAUCUAUGAAUCAGUUCAAUGAACUAAGGCAAAGAAUGGCAUCUGAGUAUAGAGAAACUGUUCAGAGAAGGUACUACACGGUGACGGGAGAAAAUCCAGAUGAAGGUACACUGGAUAAUCUGAUAUCUACUGGUCAAAGUGAGACAUUUUUGCAGAAAGCAAUACAAGAGCAAGGAAGAGGGCAAGUAAUGGACACUGUUAUGGAAAUUCAAGAAAGGCAUGAAGCUACGAAGGAAUUAGAGAGGAAUCUGAAAGAACUGCACCAAGUUUUCUUGGACAUGGCUGUUUUAGUGGAAAGUCAAGGAGUUCAACUAGAUGAUAUUGAAAGUCAAGUCAACAGAGCCAAUUCAUUUGUGAGAGGUGGGGCUCAGCAACUUGAGGUAGCAAGAAAGCACCAGAAAAGUUCAAGAAAGUGGACUUGUAUUGCCAUUAUUAUUUUGCUGAUUAUUAUCUUGGUGGUGGUUCUUUCCCUUCAACCAUGGAAGAAAUGAGAAUUAGUGAAAUGUUAUUAUAGGUUAUGGGUUCCACUUGUGAAAUCAACUAUUGCUUACAUCAGAGUAAGCUGCCUACAUAAAUCCUUGUUGAGAUGCAACCUUCUUCGGAUCCUACAUGAAUGCCAGAUGCUUCGUGCUUCGAACUAUCCUUUAUUUUUCAUUUUUUUAAUGUUUAUAGUUCUCUUUGUAAUUAUUGUUUUUGAUAAGUAGAAUUGUGCUGGAGCCUGUUUAAUUUUUUUAAACCCUCUAUUUUGUCUUAAUUGUUUGGUUAUACACAUUUGCAUUUUAAUUAAAUGUAAUCUUCUUUUGGUGA